AUGUCAUCAUCACGGGCCCAGCCAGUUUUUGAGCCCAUUUCGCGGGAUCUCACCGACCCUGUGUAUCCAGACAAUCCCUCAAAAUCAUCCAUUGAAAAUAACAGGCCAAUUCGGGGUGACCUGGAAGCUAUCCAACCGGAAAAUUUUGACCCUCGCGUCCCAUACGGAUGGGGAUUCUUCAUUUACCGUGCCGUUUUUGGCGACGGGACCGAUGCUCGUUUUGCUGAGGGCCUGAAUCGCCUUGAGAAAUGGCUCAGAUGGGAGGCUAGGGACUCGCGUUAUAACAGCGACGACGAGGCAGCCAGAUGGGAGGAAUACCCAGACUAUAUGCCAGCGCCUGGUGAACCUGAUGUUACGAAUGAAGUCGCAGCGCGAAUGUGGAAUGAGGUGGUAGAAGAAUACCCAGACGCCCAGGAAAUGAUUACCGAGCCAGAAGGCAGCGAGGAUUUCAGUCCCAUUGGCCGAGACUUCGCCGCUAGAGUAGAGUCUUUCAACAUCAACACCGGCCCGCAGUACGAGGAGGACCGCCGGAGAAACAUGCGCUAUGAGACUUGCUUGAUAAUUGACGGAAGAGUCCUUGAAAUGCUCGAGGGGCUUCCAGCAGACACCCCGCCAGUGGUGCCUCUUCCCAUAUUUAGCCCUGAAAGCGAGCAAGUGGCACAGAUUCUCCGCGAUAACUGGGUAUGGAUCCUGGAUCGAGAAACCGCCAUCGACAGGGAGGAGGGGGAUGUGCAAGAAUUCCCUCCUUGGAUCCGCAUCCGAUUGAGGUCAUUACGGUUCCUUUUUUUCGAGAGUGCUUUGGGCUACGUUACCACCGACUGGCAAUCUUUGGUAGAAGAAGACAAGAAAAACUGGGAUACCAUGCGAUGGUGGAGUACAUUAGCACGCACUAGUAAUGAGAUCAGACGGGCAUCCCGUGCUGCAUCUUCGAAUACAAUGGUUUUAUUCUAA
Trichoderma virens Gv29-8 is the source of this 951-nucleotide messenger RNA. RefSeq lists its product as uncharacterized. Lineage: Eukaryota; Fungi; Ascomycota; Sordariomycetes; Hypocreales; Hypocreaceae. The transcript has a single exon. Bases 1 to 951 code for a protein of 316 amino acids. The record is from RefSeq and is a predicted model, not a curated record.